AUGGAAAAAGCAGAAGGAAGAAACCGAACGCUCAUCGUGGAACUGAUCCUUGUAGGGUUUGAGAUCGGCCCUGAACUGCAGCCCCUCCUCUUCCUGGUGUUUCUACUGAUCUACAUUGUAGCUAUGACUGGAAAUCUCCUCAUCAUUGUGCUAGUGGUGGCUGAUCUGAACCUUCACACCCCCAUGUACUACUUUGUAGCCAACUUGUCCACUGUGGAGAUCUGCUACAUCUCCACCACCCUGCCCAGGUUGAUUGGUAGUCUUGCGACUGAGGACAGAACCAUUUCUCUGCAGAACUGCCUUGUGCAAUUUGAUGUCUAUACUAUCCUCUCCAAUGCAGAAUGCGGGCUGCUCACGGCCAUGUGUAUUGAUCGGUAUCUAGCGAUCUGCCAUCCCCUCCGUUACGCUGCUCUGAUGAACGGCAGGGUGUGUUGCCACAUGGUGGCCUGGGCCUGGAUAUUUGGCAUUUCCUAUAGCAUCAUGCUACAAAUUAUCAGGGUGAAUUUAAGAUAUUGUGGUCCCAAUGAAAUUGACCAUUUCUUUUGUGAUUUUGCAACCGUUAAAGGUCCGUUCUGUGGUGUUACCCAGACUCUGGAACUGCUCCCAUUGGUUUUGUCUCUCCUAUUGACGAUUGGGGUCUUUCUACUGACCCUGGUGUCCUACAUUUGUAUCAUCGCCAACAUCCUGAGAAUCCCUUCUAGCUCUGGGAGGCAAAAGGCCUUUUCCACCUGCUCCUCCCACCUCAUCGUGGUUGCAGUUUACUAUGUGAGCGUAAUGACAGUCUAUGUCGUUACACUGUUCAAUCCUCCCGUGAUCCUCCACAAAAUAAUGUCUGUCUGGUUCGCAAUCCUGAUCCCGUUGCUCAACCCCGUCCUCUACAGCCUGAGAAACAAGGAGGUGAAUCAAUCCCUGAGAAAAGCUCUGCUGAAACUGGUUGCUUUGAGACACCGACAUGGAGUGUGA
Pelodiscus sinensis (Chinese soft-shelled turtle) is the source of this 963-nucleotide messenger RNA. NCBI's taxonomy places the organism in Eukaryota, Metazoa, Chordata, Testudines, Trionychidae. The record is from RefSeq and is a predicted model, not a curated record.